This is a messenger RNA of Tetrahymena thermophila SB210, 1113 nucleotides long. RefSeq names its product cyclic nucleotide-binding domain protein. The transcript is spliced from 13 exons. Gene Ontology annotation, cellular component: nucleus; perinuclear region of cytoplasm; cytosol. Lineage: Eukaryota; Ciliophora; Oligohymenophorea; Hymenostomatida; Tetrahymenidae. Gene Ontology annotation, molecular function: GTPase activator activity; small GTPase binding. The record is from RefSeq and is a predicted model, not a curated record. Gene Ontology annotation, biological process: nucleocytoplasmic transport; activation of GTPase activity.
AUGAUAGAAGAAAUUAAAUAUUACGAAGAAUUAGAAGAAUUUUUAAACUCUUCACUUUAAUCUCAUUAGGUUCUCCAUAUUAAUCUGACUAAAUGGAAAAAAAUUAGUGCAAUGGGCGCAUCAGGCUUAGGUUGUGUUAUAGUAAAAUGCACUAAUUUCUCAAAUUGGAUACUUAAACUUUAGUGGAAUUAAAUUGGUGAUAAAGGUAUAUCAGCCUUAGGUACUGCUUUAGCAAAUUGCAGUAAUCUCUCAAAUUUGACACUUGACCUUGGUGAAAACAAAAUAGGUGCAAUGGGUAUAUCAUUCUUAGGUUCUGCUUUAGCAAGUUGCACUAAUCUCUCAAAUUUGACACUUUCACUUUAUGACAAUUAAAUUGGUGAUGAAGGUACAUCAGUCUUAGGUUCUGCUUUAGUAAAUUGCACUAAUCUCUCAAAUUUGGCACUAUACCUUAUUUACAAUUAAAUUGGUUUAAUGGGUACAUCAAGAUUAGGUUCUACUUUAGCAAAUUGCACUAAUCUCUCAAAUUUGGUCCUUGACCUUGGUCGCAAUUAAAUUGGUACGAUGGGUACAUCAGGCAUAGGUUCAGCUUUAGCAAAUUGCACUAAUCUCUCAAAUUUGGCACUUUACCUUAGUUGCAAUUAAAUUGGUGCAAUUGGAGCAUCAGCCUUAGGUUUUGCUUUAGCAAAUUGCAUUAAUCUCUCAAAUUUGACACUUGGCCUUGGGGAGAAUUUAAUUGGUGCAAUCGGAGCAUCAGAUUUAGGUUCUGCUUUAGUUAAUUGCAUUAAACUCUCAAAGUUAAGAAUUGAUCUUUAUGAUAAUAAAAUUGGUGCAAUCGGUACAUCAGGCUUAGGUUCUGCUUUAGCAAAUUGCACUAAUCUUUCUAAUUUGACACUUAACCUUAUUGGCAAUUAAAUUGGUGAUGAAGGUACAUCAGGUUUAGGUUGUACUUUAUCAAAUUACACUAAUCUCUCAAAUUUAACACUUUACCUACGUCGCAAUUAAAUUGGUGCAAUGGGUGCAUCAAGCUUAUCUUCUGUUUUAGCAAAUUGCACUAAUCUCUCAAAUUUGAAACUUGAACUUGGGUAAAAACAGUUUAUUUAUUUUCGAAUGUGA